CAGCCAGUUACAUAUUCACAGCAUUCCUUGACUUCAUAAUUGCAAACUCAGUUUGUAAUAUUUCAUGGAACCUGUCUGAAGAACUGCAAAUAAGAGAAUUCAUUUUAUUCCUUAGUAGAUGCUUGCAAUUUGAAUUAUCUGGUUCCAGUCAGUUACAUAACAUCCAGUUAUACUUUAGUGGAAGGUCUUUAUUUUUAUCCAAUAUGUGAAAAGUUUUAAUUCUUUUCCCCAACAAUACUUGAAUCUUACUGUUUUGGAUAUAGCACAGAAGUAUGCCACUGACUGCUUCCCCCCAGUCUUGACAGCCAUCUUUUGAAGGUGUCAUAGCUUGUUGUGGAGUAAUGACUAAGUGUCACUUGAUCCCGUUGACAGCUGUUGCUUUGCCCCGCACCCUUUACUGAGACAAAAAUGGCAGCUGGGAUUCCAUUGGGGUCAUGUGACCUACUAAGAAUAGCCUUGUAGGCUCAGGACAGGGAAUGAUGUCAGAAAGAAGUCAAGAUCUGGAUAGGCAAACUAGAAAAAGAGAAGCAAGCUUGGUGGACGGAGGGAAAUUCCCCAAGUGGAAAUAAAACAGGAAGAGGUGUAAAAGCCAGGAAGGAGAGAGGCCACAUUGCCAAGGCAGGAGAGCUGGAGCAGGCAGGCAGAACAAGGCAGAGAGUGGAGAUUGGCAAGGCAGGCAUUGAGACUUAGGGAAAGCUGAGGGGGUCAUCCAUCCAGCCGAUUGGAGUGUGCUGUGGGCAAGAAUCGGUGUUGCGGGGAUGAACUUUGCCGUGGGCUUCAAGCCGAUGCUGGGGACUUCACAGAGCAUGGAUAACCUGGAGAAGCAGCUUAUCUGCCCCAUCUGUUUGGAGAUGUUCACCAAACCAGUGGUCAUCCUGCCCUGCCAACACAACCUAUGUCGUAAGUGUGCCAACGACAUCUUUCAGGCCUCCAACCCCCUGUGGCAAUCUCGUGGAUCUACUUCAGUGUCCUCAGGAGGCCGAUUCCGGUGCCCAUCCUGUCGGCAUGAAGUGGUGCUGGACCGGCAUGGAGUUUAUGGCCUGCAACGCAACCUUUUGGUGGAAAACAUAAUUGAUAUCUACAAACAAGAAUCCUCUCGGCCUCUCCAUGCCAAGGCAGAGCAGCAGCUGAUGUGUGAAGAACAUGAAGAGGAAAAAAUCAACAUAUACUGCUUGAACUGUGAGGUUCCAACCUGCUCUAUGUGCAAAGUCUUUGGAGCCCACAAAGACUGUGAAGUGGCUCCUCUGACCAACAUUUAUAAGCGCCAAAAGGGGGAGCUGAGUGAUGGCAUUGCCAUGUUAGUGGCAGGGAAUGACCGUAUCCAAGCUAUCAUCACCCAGAUGGAAGAGAUCUGUAAAACUAUUGAAGAUAAUGCUCGGAGACAGAAGCAGCAUCUUUGUCUGCGCUUUGACUCUUUGUACAGCAUCCUGGAGGAACGCAAAAAAGAGCUGUUGCAAGAAAUCGGACGAGAGCAGGAGGAAAAAGUCCAAAGGGUGCGGGGGCUCAUCCGGCAAUAUGGAGAUCACCUUGAGGUCUCCUCUAAGUUGGUUGAGUCAGCCAUCCAGUCCAUGGAGGAACCCCAGAUGGCCCUCUAUCUGCAGCAGUCAAAGGAGCUGAUCAAAAAGAUCACAGACAUGUCCAAGGUAUCCAUGAGUAGCCGGCCUGAGUCUGGCUAUGAAAACAUGGACCAUUUCUCUCUCAAUGUAGAUCACGUUGCUGAAAUGCUGAGAACUAUUGAAUUUCAGACAGAUAUUUCUGGAGAGGAAACUGAGUCUGAAGGAAUUAUCCCAGAAGGAAGUGGUGAAGCUGGAGAGGAGGACCAUCCAGAAGGAUCGGAGGGGCCUGAAGGAGCAGAAGAUGGAGAGAACCUGUCUCGAUUCAGACCAAAGCCACCUAAUAUACCAUCUCGGGGACAACACUGAAAAGUCACUUUGAAGACAAAAGCAGCUGGAGAAUGUUCCAGUCAGCCUCAUCCUAUGCUACUUCCUCCUCUCCAUCAGAAGUUUUUCUUGCUUCCCACUAAGUUUUCUUUCUCUGUGCAUCUUUUUCUUGCUUCCUUCUAUGCUCCUCUUCCCCCUAUACCAUUUGGCUUUUUAAUUUAUGGAGAUAAUAAAAUUGUGAGUUAUUUGCUAACAGCAAUUCUGGCAAGGUUCAUUGGGUAAGAGAGAUUCUGUUGGAGCCCUUUCUUUGGCAGAAAAAAAUGAGAUCCAUAGGUAUGGUUGGUGAAAUUUUCCAUAGGAUGCUCAUUCAUAAACUUCUGCAUUUAUCAUUCACAGAGGCUACCUGUGCUAGUUCUUCACUCCCUACCAGCUGUGGGUUUUUUAAAAAACCACAAACAACAUCUUUUUUCCAAUUCAUCAAGGGCUGGCUAAAAUGUUUUCUUUUGUUGGGAAAAAAGAGGGUCAGCCAUAGGCAUGGUUUUAGCCUGGUUUAGAAACACUUCACUCUCAACCUUCCCAUCCAAUUCUGGGGUUAAGGAAGGGGUAAUUUGUCCCACCCUUUGAACUUGGAUGAAUCUAAAAAUUACUUUGACCAGUUGCAAAUUUACACUGAGUGAGAAAAAGUGACAUCUCUACAUUUUGAGCGCUGACUCUAGGCUUCAUGUACUGGAGGUGGGAGGACAGAACUAGAAACAAAGAAGUAGGAUACCAGAAGAGGAAUAGAAUUCCUUGUCUAACUGGGCUGGAACUGACUAUGGAAACAGUGAUGAAGUAUAAAAACAAACAAACAUAGGAAGAAGGAGCUGGCAGUCUGCCAAAAGGAAAAAGACCUCAUUUUGCUAGAGAAGUCCUGCUCUACUUGAAAUGUCUUCUACUUGGCUUUAGACAGAAAGAAUUGGUGGAAAAGUCCAGUUCUUCCAUGGAUGGGAGGUACAUUGGAGCAGGAGAACAUCAAAAGUGGAACUCCAUCUUAUGUAGAUACAACUUUAGUGAGAUGUGUGACCAUUUACAUUAUUUACAUUAAAAAAAAACUAGGAAUGCAGUCUAAUCUGCCUUCCUGACCUGCUGUUUUCAAUUGAUCAGAGCAACCUCCAACUAGGGAAAAGGCAAAAUGUUGCUCAUUGUUAGUAUCAGCAACCAGCUCAACAGCAUCAGCAAAAAGAUUGGUUUGAAAGGUGCUUAUGUAUGAGGCCUGGAAACCAUCUUUUGCAUUGGAUCUUUAGGAUUUUUAGUGGGUCUUGGCAGUGCCGCUGUCCAUGGUGCUACUCUUGAAGUUUGAGUACUGUGCAGCGAGUGCUAUACGGCAAAGGAGUUAAGGGAAUAUGUGGAGAGGGAGGCUCAAUGGGGAAUUGAGACAUCCCCUAUAGCAGGGGUCUCCAACCUUGGCAACUUUAAG
Molecule: messenger RNA, 3336 nt
Organism: Ahaetulla prasina
Lineage: Eukaryota; Metazoa; Chordata; Lepidosauria; Squamata; Colubridae
Gene: TRIM54
Product: tripartite motif containing 54
Exons: 10
Coding region: 759-1922 (387 amino acids)
Molecular function (GO): zinc ion binding
Source: RefSeq, a predicted model, not a curated record